Entrophospora sp. SA101 is the source of this 281-nucleotide messenger RNA. NCBI's taxonomy places the organism in Eukaryota, Fungi, Glomeromycota, Glomeromycetes, Entrophosporales, Entrophosporaceae. The record is from the annotation of a GenBank genome assembly.
CAAUUUUUCUGGGAGCUAAUGAACCUCAUGCCUAUUUAUCAGGAGAUAUUAUAGAAUGUAUGGCAGCAAGUGACAAUGUUGUUCGUGCAGGAUUGACACCUAUAAAUGCAUGGAUGACCAAUUUUAUGAGACAUGAUGCAAAAGAUUUUGCAAGUGAGAUAUCACUAGCGUUUGUUAGUGGAAAUGAACUAUACCUACCGUUUCAGGAUUUUGACGAAAAUUUAAUACUUCAGGAACAAAGGACGUGUAAAAGAGGCGAUAAAUCAGAGUUUACAAAGUGA